Messenger RNA from Aspergillus niger, 1425 nucleotides. RefSeq lists its product as hypothetical. The record is from RefSeq and is a predicted model, not a curated record. Lineage: Eukaryota; Fungi; Ascomycota; Eurotiomycetes; Eurotiales; Aspergillaceae. The transcript has 2 exons. The coding region runs from base 1 to 1425 and encodes 474 amino acids.
AUGACGAGGGUGUACAGCUUGUUGGAGAGCCUCGCCGAAAAGUUGGACAUGGACCUGACCAACCCUUCGCCGAAAGAGCCUGGCGAACACCGAUUUCGGGUGAUCUUAUCAAAGGCCGUCUUGGAUGACUUGCUGCAGAAACUCACCUCUGUCAACGACAUCCUGAAAAUAUUGAUCGACCAGUCCGCGCACCGCGGCGCUAUCCAGACCCGAAGGAAACGGGGUGGGUGGAAUAAUGCCCUCCUCCAACGAUAUCAGCGGGCAAGGAAAUAUGCAGAGGGUCUCUUCAGGGCAAUUUUGCAAGGGGAAUACUGGAAGUGUCGCUGUAGGGAGCACCACUGUGUCUACCUUCAGCUCCAAUGCAAUCCUGUCAAGACAAAUCACGGCUUGAACGAUAAUGAGAAUGAGUCUAAAUUUCGUGUUCUCUUCUCCAACACAUUGACACAGGGCUCUACGAUUUGGAGCUGGAAAGAAGUGGAAUUCGAACCUUCGGAAGAGGGUAUCACAAUGGCCCAUCUCGCCAUCACCGAGCGAACCGGAAAUAUGAAAAGGAGGGAGCAGCCACUUGAAACUAUGAAGAAGAAGGAGAAGAAGAAAGGGGUCCACUUUAAGGUUGAUACAGUAGUCAACAUAAAGACCUCCAGCUCAAGCUCAACCGGUUCUAUGCUGGAGAACAUAGGAACAGAUUCUGCCAUUGACAAAAGCAUGGCAGGUCCCAUCCUAGAUUUCUGCUCAGUCCUACGCAUGGAAACGUGUACUGACCACCACAAAACCAUCGGAUUCAUAUCCCAUGGUACUACUGAUGGCAAUGUUCGGUACACCGUGCAUGCUGUCAAGAGUUCGCACCAAAGGAUGCCUCAAUAUUCCGUCCGUGAGAUUCUUUCUACAACAAGCCGCCGAGAGCGGCUGCACAUUGCGGCAGGUCUCGCCUGCGGGCUAAUUCAGUACUAUGGAAACUGGCUUAAGCCAUCCUGGGAGAGUUCCGACGUGCGAUUGGCUGUGGACAAGGACGGCCGCACUGCGCUUUUGGAUAACCUAUAUUUAUCAUGGCCACUCUCGGGCCAACCCGCGGGCAUCACUGGGGAGAACGCUCCAUCUUGCCCUCAUGUGCAGAACGAUAUCCUCUUCCCACUAGCUUUGACUCUGAUUGAACUGUCGGUCGGAGAAACGAUUGGUGCGCUAUGGAUCACCGAGGAUGGAAAUGGAAACCCACAAACAACCAAAUUCAACACGGCAUGUCGACUGAUCAAGGAGGUGCAAUGGCAUAGUGGUGCAGCAUAUGCUGAGGUUGUCCGUACAUGCCUCUUCUGGUCCGGGGUGGGCUCAUGCUUUGGUGAUGGACAAUUCGAGGAACGGGUGUUUGAUACUGUCGUGUCUCCUCUGGUCGAGGAUCUAGUAUAUUUCGAGGGUCUUCGUGUCAUAUAG